AUGGCUGAUGAAGGUGUUAAUCCCAAGGCCCAACCUUUGGCUAACAAUCAGCUUACCCAGAAGAUUCUGGAUGUUGUCCAACAAGCUGUGAACUACAAACAAUUGAAGAAGGGCGCCAACGAAGCCACCAAAACCUUGAACAGAGGUAUUGCUGAAGUAAGUUAAAAAAUUUUUUUGUUUUUAUGUUAUUUUAUAAAUUUAGGUAACAUUUCCCUAAAGGUUUUGCUCAUUUCAAGUCUGAAUGAAUUAAACGCGGUGCUCUACUAAUCUAACUCUAUUUUUUAGAUUAUCGUUAUGGCUGCCGACACAGAACCACUCGAGAUCAUUCUUCACCUCCCACUUCUGUGCGAGGACAAGAACGUGCCCUACGUGUUUGUUAAGUCAAAGGCUGCAUUGGGAAGAGCUUGUGGUGUUACUAGACCAGUAAUCGCUGCAUCGAUCACGUCGAACGACGGAUCUCAACUCAAAUCUCAGAUCCAGACAAUCAAGGAGGAAGUCGAAAAGCUCUUGAUCUAA
This is a messenger RNA of Bursaphelenchus okinawaensis, 516 nucleotides long. Lineage: Eukaryota; Metazoa; Nematoda; Chromadorea; Rhabditida; Aphelenchoididae. The record is from the annotation of a GenBank genome assembly.